AUGCCGCUACAGACGGCCUGUCAGGUGUGCGGCCCACGCGCGGGCGUGGCGCCCAAGUCGCUGGUCAAGUGCCCGCGCUGCCAGGUGGUGCUUUACUGCGGGCGCGAACACCAGAUCGCGGACUACUACGCCUCGCACAAGGGCUUCUGCAGACUCGUCGAGAAGUUACGCAGCCUGAUGGAGAUGGAGGCUGUCCAGAUCAGCGAGGCCGACUGGACGACACCCCGAACGCCUUUGAGACGCUGGGGGAUCCUCAACACGCGCCCGUACAUGCGCGCCAAGCUGGGGGUGAUCCGCGCGCUGUCCGUGAUGGACUCGCGCCCGGCCAUUGAGGCGGCGCGGGCCGAAGCUAAGGACUCCCUGCGCCUGUGCCGCAGCGACAACGUCGGCAUUCGCUAUCUGGUCUACCAGGACUCGCACUACGACUGGGGCAACAUGGAGCUGCCGUACCUGGACAUCCACGGCGCCGACAUGGCCGAAGAGGAGAUGCCGGUGGAAUACGGCGACGUCUUCUUCACGAGUGCCAUUGUGUACAUCAAGAUGACGCUGGCCAAGGCCGUCCGAGACGCCAUUGUGGCGCACAAGCUGGCGGAUCGCGCAUCGCUUCCGGCGGUCGUGACUGGCUCGCUGAGGGCGUUCCUAGCACCGAAUGGACACAAGCGCAGCCUCGUGGACCUCAAGGGGCUUUACAAGAAGCUCACGAGGUAG
Messenger RNA from Phytophthora sojae, 708 nucleotides. RefSeq lists its product as hypothetical. NCBI's taxonomy places the organism in Eukaryota, Oomycota, Peronosporomycetes, Peronosporales, Peronosporaceae. The coding region runs from base 1 to 708 and encodes 235 amino acids. The transcript has 2 exons. The record is from RefSeq and is a predicted model, not a curated record.